Messenger RNA from Papaver somniferum (opium poppy), 1007 nucleotides. RefSeq lists its product as uncharacterized. The transcript has 3 exons. The record is from RefSeq and is a predicted model, not a curated record. NCBI's taxonomy places the organism in Eukaryota, Viridiplantae, Streptophyta, Magnoliopsida, Ranunculales, Papaveraceae. Bases 256 to 873 code for a protein of 205 amino acids.
GAAAGUGGGUGAAAACACUCGACGGUUUGGAGAUCGAUCUAAACUCAACUCCAUAUGCGGUCUACCAUGUGCCGAGGUUCAGAGAAACAGAAAUUUCUACCUACAGUUAAACUCGUCUAGGUUUCUUUAAAUCAAGAGAUUCAAAACCCUAAUGAUUUUGUAGAUCAAGGGUUGUGCAGUUACCACUCCUCGAAUCUAGGGUUUUUGAAAUUUUCAUAAUUCGUGUAGAACCAGUGUCAGAAAUUUUGGGUGAUUAUGAGGAAUUCAUCUUCUCCAUGUCCAUCUACUUCUUCUACUUCUUCAGUUGUCACACCUGAAGAUGUUCUUGAAUCAUUGAUGAAUGAUGGUACAAUUGAUGCUAUUAGACUUAAAAUCAUUGCCCAAUUAAAAGCCAAUGAGGAGCUAAAGAAAAAUACAAUCACAAUGGUGGAGCAGAGUAAGGUUCUUAACACACCGGGUGCAGAGAAGCAGACGAAAAGGGAGCUGUUUGAUGCACUAAGGCAUGAACUUGAGACUCCAGUACUUGACAAAGCCUCAAAAUCAGUCUGGGAGUUGAUGUCAGAAAAUGAAAUGUUUAUGAAGGAGAUAGGCGAAACAGUUGAAAGAGUUUUUUAUCGGUUGAGUGGUCAAGAACCCUUGCCACUUGCUCUUCCAAAUGGCGAACUAGAAGCGCAAGAACAACCUGAGCAGGAAAACCAUGAUGAGAACGGAAACACAGAUUCUCUGUUGAAGAAGAGAAGCUUUCACGAGAUCAGCGUUGAAGGGAGUGGUGCACCAGGUGAAUUUGCAGAUGGUUCAGGUGAACCGCUAUCAGCACCAUCCGUGCCUGAAGAUUCUUCUACUUCAAUGCCUUUUUCUAAUGUAAAGCCAUGAUUCACUUUUCACAAGGUAAUAGAAAAAUGAUAUGCUGAUUUGAAACUGUGAGAUUGAGUAUAUGAUGUUGAAGUACAACGCCUUAGUAUGCAUUGCUCCCGAAGGUUUUACUCCAUUAUUGGUCAAUCACAUUA